AUGUCUUUGAAUCGCCUGUUUACGGUAGUUAUUCUACAAGUCUUGGCGACACGAUGGAUUCAGUGCGCACGAGAGUGCUUUGUCUUCAACGGUAAGCCGGCUUUGGGAUUUUUACGACGGAAUUUUGCUUGAUUUUGUAGGAAACAAGGAAUUUUUUGAUGGAGACAGACUUUUGUGAAGACUUAUCUUGGUUUUUAAAAGUUUUUUUGCGUUUUUCGAUUUUUUUGUUUCGUCAAAUAAGACUUUGAUUUCCUUUGGACUCUUUACUAUGUAAAAUACGUUCAAAACAUUUGUGAUUUUCCGGGGUUUUGCAAAUUUUUUGGUCAUUUAUUUUUGAAAAAAUGAAAAAUUUGUUGCAUUUUUUACCACAGUGAUCUUUGGCCAACGGUAAACUGUUGAACAGCCUGCUCAAAAAAUAACUUCAUCGAAGUUAACACAACAAAAAUUAAUCUUCAGACCAAAAAUACGAGGUUGCGGUGGAUAUUGGGAAAGAUGUUCAUGCCCAAUUCGAGUUCAACUUUGGUGAAGCCAAGUUUGUCGAGGGCGACUCCAGUGUCGUCAUUAUGCAAAAGUAUCACAAGAACACUGCAAAUUACAUAUUUAAAUUUCGCUUGAAACAAAGCCUCCGGAUAGACGACAAAGUGUAAGUGCUGUUAUUUUUUGGUUUAAUACGGGAGUUUCAUGGUAUUUUUGUAAUUUUUAUGUGGAUGUUCAUACAAUGCUUACAAUGCUAUCUCGCCUAUGGGAAUUAAAUUUUCAGCUGCCAUUUCGGGAACUCCAAGCUCUGCCGAUUGGACUAUGACCCCAACCAAGCCGAAAAGUUCAUCUUUGAGUUCAAAGAUCUCGAAACCGCCCUAACCGAGGACGCUGUAAUCAUCGACGAGUUCGCCAUAACGCCUCUUGUCGACACCGACACUUGCGUUCAAAAGGAUGCAACGCAUCAUGGCUUGGCUGUGGUUUAUUGUCGUUGCGGGGAUUACUAUCCUCCAACACACGCGACGUGUCCCAAAUGGGAUGAUCAGGAUCCGCCGUCGCCUCCGCCGCCGUCGCCGGACCCCGAUCCAGAGCCUGAUCCAGAGCCUGACCACACAACGGCAACGAACGAUCAGACAGACGGGACAACAGGCACAACGCCUAGUGGGCCAGAUGAAGAUAACAACAGCACAGACACCACGGAUAAGGAUCGUAAGUCGAGAAAUUUGCUAAAAAACUUGAAGGAGCUACAGUGAGGGACCUGAUCCAGCAGCAAAAACGUAAAAUUUUGCACCCGGGAAGUAUCAAAAAUGUGGCAAAAUGCCUCCCUCGCCAACUAAAAAAACUCCAUUUUGAACUGCGCGCCCAUUCCCUCACAAAAAGACCUUUUGAAAUCGGUGUUUUUCACUUGAAGAGGGAGGUAUUUUGCUGCAUUUUUGAUUCUUCCCGGAUGCAAAAUGGUACGUUUUUGGUCAAUGGAUCAGGUCCGUCACUGUAUAUUCUAACCUCUUGACGUUUUGCCAGUUCAAAGGACUUGAAAUUGAAUGCCUAAUACUGAAUCCAGAUCUUAAUAAAAGAAGCCUUUUUUGUCGUGUAAUUUAAAAAAAAGUUUAAAAAUUUAUUUCAGACGCCUUCCUAAUUAACUGCGUUGAUCCGACCACCGAAUUGGAAAAAAUUUACUGUCAUGCUAAAGAGGUAUACGGCUUUCCCAAAUAAAACAAAAACGUAAAAUUUAGGAUGUCAUCGAGAAGGAUGAUGUGAAAAAAGUUGUAAAUAGGACCAUCCACAGCUUCGAUGAGAAAACGGCCAACAGCUCGGACUUUUACAUGCUCUCAAGGAUCCUGGAGCGGAUCUCACAAGUGAAUGAUAUCUAUAUGGACGUACGUUUGAGCUGAUAUUUGCGGAUGAUUCAGAAAAUUGUUUUUUGUUUACAUUUUUGAAAUGUUUUUUUAGGAUUUCGAACCGCUCUACCUCCUCUUUGACAAAAGCUUGGGUAUCGAUGAAGCGACAAUGCUCCAAGCCAAUCAAGUGAAUGCAAAGUCGACUACUCGAGUGAUAAAAAGCAUCGACAAUGUUCUGACGAAAGCCAGAUUUGACUUGGAAUUGGAUCAUGGCCAUCAAUUGGCCAUGCAUCGGAUCAAUGAGGUCAACUGCAACAAGAAAAUCCAUGGCAUGGCAAUUUACGAUGACAAAUUCGGAUGGUCGGAGGAUAAUAAAAACCCGAUUGCUCAGAUUGAGCUGGAAAACGAGGUGGUUUGUCAUGAUGGGAGCAGUGGAGGUGAGCUUUAAUAAAAGACAAAAAAGUCUUGGUAUUUACAGGGGAAGUACCUCAAGUGCGACGCUCAGAUUUUUAUGAAACUUGGCACAGAUUUAGAAUAUUUUUUUCUAAAAUAUAUGCGAGGAUCCUAGCUCACGCUUUGCAAAAAAAAAUCCGAGAUUUUUAGGUCGAAAGUCGACGAAAAUUUUAGGCUUUUUGUCGAAUUGCGGCACUAAAAGCUGCUUCCCUAUUUCUACCGUAAACUUUAAUGUUUCCAGAAAAAAAACAUUUUUUUCCGCACGAGACUAGCCAAGUUAUGGCCAAAAAGUGUUUUUCUCUCUCUGACCGCUCUCCGCGUUUAGCGUACUCUCUCGGCCGCAAAGAUCGUUGAAUAUCUCGGCUUCGCCUUCAAAGCGCGAGCUAAAACUUUAAGGAAUGGAUAUUUUGUCUAUGCCCGAAGCAUGUGCAAAAUUUAAAGAAAAUCUGAACGUCGCAUUUGGGGUACUUCCCUUGUGAGUCGAAGAUUUUUUCAUUUUUUUCGAAUUUGACCAACACUUUAGGCCUAAUGUUCGCCGUUGAACAAAGCUCAGUCUACUUUGUCGCCUACCGUAAGAACAGUUUGUUCGUCCCGACAAAAGAUGUUGAAGUGGCCACCAAAGAAGACCGUUGCCGGAAGGGGAUGAUAAAACGAGAAAAUCCGGUUAUGUCGGCCAAAGUUGUUGGUAAGACCAUAGACGACACGGACAUACCGGUGGCCACUUUGAAAUACCGAAAAGAUGAAGUGAACACGCCAUUACACGGCUCGCUGGCUGUAACAUCGUUUGAGAAUGAGGAUUGGCAAAGAGAAAGGAAGUGUGAUCUAAAGGAGAAGGAUGGGUAUUAUGUCGGGGAAUGUCAUCAUUUGACCGAUUUUACGAUCUUGGUGGUGAGUAAAUAGGAUGACAAAAUUUGAUGUGGUUUAGAUGCCGCUAGUAAUCUCACAGUGAGGGACCUGGUCCAGUGGAAAAAAUGUACCAUUUUGCAUCCGGGAAGUAUCAAAAAUGUGGCAAAAUGCCUCCCUCUCCAAGUGAAAAAACUUCGUUUUGAAGGCCCUUUUUCCUCACAAAAAGAGCAUUUGAAAUCUGAGCUUUUUCACUUGGAGAGGGGGGUAUUUUGCCACAUUUUUGAUACUUCCAGAAUGCAAAAUGGUACGUUUUUUUCCACUGGAUCAGAUCCCCCACUGUACGGGGUCGUGUUGAAGAAUAUUUUGUCCAAAAAACCAUUACUUCAAGAUGUGAUUUUUUGCAGAAAUCGUAGAAUUUUUUCUGUGGCACAAAAGCAAAUUUGAUGCAUCAAUUGAUGUGUUCUAGAUGCCGCUAGCAAUCCUACUAUAACUUAAUUUUCAGGACGGAUGUGUCACGGAUCCAGUUCUUUGCGACCCGGCCCUUCAAUCGCUCGGGUUGACCGCGAACAUUGGCUCAACUUUAUGUCUCGCAUUUCUAUUCACAGUCCACUUUCUGCGGAGAUUUUUCAGCCGGUUGAGUUUUGUCCGAAGCAACCUUUCAUUCGUAAGUCGUAUUACAAGUUAGAUUAUUUUCAUUUUAAGAAAAUUCUUUUUAAAAUACGAGAGAUUAAAUUAAUCUUCAUUUUUUACUUUUCAGAUUCGCGUAGACUCAAUUCGACUGCCCUAUUAUUUCUCCUACUUUUUGUUUUACCUUUCUUUUACAAGUUUCGCGGAUCAACGGCGGACCACCGGCGAAGGGUUUUGCUCAGCGAUUGCCGGCUUUAAUUACUGCAUUUUAUUGGUGUAAGUGUUUGAAAAACGUUUCAAGUUUGCAUUAGGAUCAAGUAAUAUGACCUUGUUCUUUUUUCAGAUGUAUUAUGUUGACAAUAACACAGUCAUGGAGAGUCUUGAGGACGUGUAUAAGUAAACCGGCGAUUCAGGAGAGGAUACGAGAAUGGACAAGGUCGAGGGUAGUGAUGCCCGUUGUUUUGGGUGAGUUCGUCGGUUAGCAAUGGAAGAUUUAUUGCGUUUUGAAUGAAAAUUAGAUUCAUGAGACAUAAGAUUUUGUAAUCAACUUUUGUAAAAUACGGAAACGGUAUAUUUACCGCUCUUUUCCGGCGAGAGAGUAAGCAAAAUGUAUAGAGCGGUCAGAGAAGACAGCUUUUGACCUUUUAGCAUUUUAGCAUUGAUCUUUUUUGUGACUGAACGUUGCACGUCAAACUGACGAGUCCGGUGAGAGGAAUUGACUAUUCGCUAUCGGUUUUUUACACUUCGUCUUGAUUUCACAAAGAAGUCAGAGAAAGAUGAGCAAAAACGUUCUCUCUCGCCCCAAAAAUUCCCCAUUUCUUCCCCGACAAAACGUUUUUUCGUGUCUUUUUUUUGGCAACUUUUUUUGGCCGGAAUGUUUUUGCUUCUCUCAGUUUGACGUGCAAUGUGCAGAGUAAUGAUAGAAAAGGGCAUUUGACCGUAGCAUUGGUCUUUUUUUGUGACAGAACGUUGCUCUUGACGGUAGAGAUAGGAUCGCAGCUUCCUCAUGCCAAACCCCUUAAAAGCCGCAGCCUUUCUUGAUGAGAAAACAUAGAUUUUUUUCCGUAAAACGUGCUGAGGAUUUACUCGGCAAAAAAUCAUCUUCAUAUACGAAAAGUGCCACUUAGGUCUAACACCUGAACUUAGAGCACACCGCGUUUCAAUGAAGUCUUCUUUUGCUCAUAACACACGCUUGUUCUUGAUCUAAGCCUACAAAUUAGCUUGCCCGUUAUAAAACACACCAUGUUGCUUUAAUUUCCCUCCCAAUUUAUCUUUUAGUCUCCAUUAUCAGCAAAUUUACAGACGCCGGAAGGCUCAGCCAAGAAAAUUAAUAAAAUUUUUCAAGCCGCUUAUACAACAAUUUGAAGUUUAUACUUUCCAACUUUAUAUGCUUAUUUUUCAGUGGUCUGUGGGUUGAUAGCGCUAAUCUGCAGCUUUAUCACGCCCGCGUUCUAUCGCCGACAUGAUGAUUUGUAAGUGCAAUACAUAAUUAUCACAUGCAAAUACGGUGGGGGGACCUGAUCCAGUGGCAAAAAAAUAUCAUUUUGCAUCCGGGAAGUAUCAAAAAUGUGGCAAAAUGCCUCCCUCUCCAAGGGAAAAAACUCCAAUUUCAAAAGCGCGCCCUUCAAAACCAAGUUUUUUUUCAGUUGAAGGGGGAAGCAUUUAGCCACAUUUUUUAUGCUUCCUGCAAGCAAAAUGGUACGUUUUUUGCCACUGGAUCGGGUCCGUCACUGUAGAACAACAGCAUUUUAACUCACAAUUCUUAUUUCAGCUGCUGGAUCAACCCCUCGUUUGUGAUCCUCGCCGUGAUGGUCCCACUUUCCUUCCUCAUCCUAAACGCAAUCUUCUGCCUAUUCGUUGUUUUCAUCACUUUGUUUGGCAACUACAAAUUCGCCGCUCAUCUGCAACGGGCCAUGAAAUUCAAGGAGCAUUUCAGCGUGAUUGAUCGCCGAAAUUCGGCCAAAAAGCGGGAAAUUCGCAACAAAUUGUCGGUGAUUUUUGCUCUCCAAUUUAUGAUCGGAUUGCCCUGGAUCUGCCAGUACUUCUCGUUGUUCACCGCGAACACAACGGUCUGGCAUUACCUGUUCAACAUCUCCAGCGGAUGUCACGGGAUCUACUUGAUGUUCGAGUUCAUCAUCAAGUACUUUGAUCAUCGUUACCAAAAGAAAAAGCAUGAAAAUGUCUCGGCGACCUCGUCGAACAACGUCACAACGCUGACGACACAAAUCGGCAAGUCAAAAUUGCACACAAAGCUCAGCGAUAACAGCGAGAACUCGAGGGCUACUGUACCUUGA
Bursaphelenchus xylophilus (pine wood nematode) is the source of this 6034-nucleotide messenger RNA. The record is from the annotation of a GenBank genome assembly. Lineage: Eukaryota; Metazoa; Nematoda; Chromadorea; Rhabditida; Aphelenchoididae.